Molecule: messenger RNA, 5061 nt
Organism: Xyrauchen texanus (razorback sucker)
Lineage: Eukaryota; Metazoa; Chordata; Actinopteri; Cypriniformes; Catostomidae
Product: nectin-2-like
Exons: 11
Coding region: 310-1824 (504 amino acids)
Source: RefSeq, a predicted model, not a curated record
UCCAUUCGGGUUGCGUUUGAUCAAACAGAACAAGUGCGCGGCAGGCAGACAGGGCUCACGGCAUUCCGCUGUUCCGUCUGCGCACCAUCACGGUCACAACGACAUACCUGUACACAAUCCGUCCUGACCGGGAGGAGGGCUUUAGUAGCUGUUGAUAUAUGUAAGAACAGACUGUAGACCGAGAGGUUCUGAUCUGACGACCGAGUCCUUUACAUACCGUCUCCAGUUCACGUCGCAAAGUGAAUUUACGACAAAGUUUUGAGGAUUUCAUUGUCAACCUUCCGGACUGCGCUGGAUUUCAAGAGCGGAAUGAGUGACUUUACGAUGAUAAACUGUUGCCUGGUUCUUGGCGCGUGUCUCCUGUCCAGUCAAGUUGUCUGGAGCCAGCACGUGCGAGUGGAACAUGAGGUCACAGCGUAUCCGAACGGGUCUGUCAAUCUACGGUGUGAGUUCACUAACAGUGAAAACACCAAACUCACACAGGUCUCAUGGAUGUUUGAGCGUACUGAAGGUGAUAGACAGAACAUUGCUGUGUUCCACCCCAAAUAUGGAGCAAGUUUCCCUAAUAAAGAGUUUGAGGGGCGAGUUAAUUUCACGCUAGGUUCACUGGAGAACCCCUCCAUAAGAAUCAAGAAACUGAGGAUGGCUGACGCAGGCAGGUACAUCUGCGAGUACGCCACUUACCCCAGUGGAAACGAGCAGGGAACCACCACUCUUAUCAUGCUGGCCAAACCCAGAAACUCGGCUACCCCCGUCCCAGUGCAAGCCAGCUCUUCUGAAGUAGUUGUGGCACGUUGCGAGGCGGCCCAAGGAAAACCUGAGGCAACCAUCUCCUGGAUUACAAGUUUGGCCGGCCACUAUAACCACACUUCAGUGCCUGAGAGUGAUGGCACUGUGACCGUCAAGAGCGAAUACCGGAUUGUCCCGACUCCUGCUGAAAACGGAAAAGAGAUCACCUGUGUGGUCGAUCAGAGGACGCAGUCUGCAUCUCAGAACUUCCCAAUGAGACUGGUGGUGGAGUACCCCCCCACUGUGACGAUAGAAGGAUAUGAUGACAACUGGUAUAUGGGUCGGAAAGAUGCCGUUCUGAUCUGCCAAGCUGAUGCCAAUCCAGCACCCACUGAUGUUACCUGGACAGCUGUGUCGGGUCAGUUGCCAUCUACGGUAAGGGUGGAUCAGAACCGGCUGUUGGUGACGAAUGUGGACGAAACGGUGAACAUCACGUUUGUGUGUGAGGUGAAGAACAGCCUGGGUUCUGGCAGGAAAGAGCAUACCCCCACUGUCAUUGAUCAGCCUGUAAUAAAACCGGCCCCGGCUGGGCCAGUUAUUGGAGGGAUCAUUGCUGCCAUAAUAAUUUUGUGUUUGAUCGGCGCUGGCGUGGCCAUGUACCAAAAACAUCGUCGGAGCAUCAAAAACGGAGAAGGCCCCCCCAAACACAAGCCACCUCCUCCGAUGAAGUCUGGCAGCUCGACAGAAAUGCUUAAUAAACCACAGGACAAGGCCACAACCAUCAUGGAAACCCAGCCGCUCAGCAGCUACGAGGCUAACUACUAUGAAACCAAUUCUGCUGAGCCUGUUACACCCAGUUUCCUGACAAUAAUGUCACAGGAUUUAGAUGAUGACAACACUGGUCCUCCUGCUAAUGGCGGCACACCCACUGUCUGGAACGCUUCAGUACACCCUCCUGAAAACGACAAGGUGACUGACGAGAUGCUUCCACCAUACGAACCUGCCGAGCACAACGAUAUCGAUGCUAGCCACGGACCAUCUGCCGCUAACAUAGCCCGUGGGGAAAGUUUUAUGUCCCCGGCUAUGUUUGUCUAAAGACGUAGGGCGUGCCUGCGAUUUGCACUGCCACCACACUGCCCAGCCAUUAUUGCCCACUACAGCACAGCAGCAUGGCACAUGGCUCGGGCAAACAAACACGCUUCGAAAACCACCCCCGCCUGGUGAAAUUUCUCUUUAGACAUGGCUAAUUUACAGAUUCUCAUGGUUUUGUGGAUGGCCCAUCAAAGAUAUUCCAUUUGGAGUAGCAGACUUUCGUAGCUUACAUACCUCUUACAUAUUAUUGAUAAUGUCCCACUACAAAUUUAUGUUACUUCAGACAACUACUAGCAGUUAGCGAUAAAACAAAACCAUGAUAAUUGGUAAUAAUUCACUGGCAAGGUAUUAUGCGAUAUAUUUUAAUCCUGGUUAACCGAAAAGCAUAUAGAACGAACAGUCUUCAAUGUACUUUUCCAUUUUGAUGUCUCCUGAAAGGUCUAAAUUUAAAUGCUUUUAGUAUUUUAAAAUGCAAUGCAUAUACUAUAAAACGCUGCUUAUGUUUCUGGUCUGUAAAAUUUUAUUCCGCAAUCUUGGUGUACUGCUCUCUUUAUCUUUGAAAGCUUUUGUCGGUUGUGUGCGUUAACUUCUGUGAUGAAGGGAAACUGUCUUGUGGUAUAUGCAAUGUAUUUUGCAUACAGCAAAAAUGUAUUUUUAUAUUUUACAUCUGAUGUCAUUUUAAUCAAUUAUGUCACCUAACAAAAAACGGAUGUAUGCAUUAUUUUCUUAAUUUUGUUCCUUUGUUCUUGAAAAGUACCAAAUAUGUUCUGUAAAUAAUAUAACAGUAUAAUAUAUUGAAGAAAAGAAAAGAAAAUGCAAAACAAAUAAAAAAAAUGCCAGUGGGGGUACAAAAUGAAAGUGUACAUUUUCUGAACAUUUAUUUUAACGGGUUAUUACUAAAGUCGUAUGCUGAUGUUUUACGUCUUGAAACGUGUGGAUUUUGUUACUGUAUAAUCUGCAUGGCAUGGUUGGUCGCUUUCCUAAAAACUUGUGGGCACCUCUUGCAACCUUUCCUCGCUCCCUAAUUUUCUGGCCAUUAAAAGCACAAUACACUGGUAAAGAGCUGCUGAGAGUGAUCAGGAUUUGAGUUUUGUAAGCUUGAUUAUGGACCAUUAUCUUCAGCCAAAUAUUAGCGGUAACAUUCACAAGUGGUCUUGGUUGCAGUAACUAAAGAUCAAGUCUGCACCUCCUUCUUCGAUUAAGAUCGAUUAGGGAUAAAACUAGUUUUUAAAUGAUCCUUGUUCCUUUUCUUUGUCCUUUACACUGGUUCCUGGAUGGCAUGGCAACUAAUCCCAUCUCUGUUCAUGUUUUUCACUCUUGAAUGUACUCCGCAAAUCCACUUCAAGCAGUCAAUAGAUCAUUGUGUCAGUGUCUGAAAAUCAUUGUAAUUGUGCCGAAGAGCUCACAUUUGCACUACAUGUAUUAAAACAAUGGUUAACACAUUGAACUGAAGAGAAGCUAUAGACUUCUAACAGGUAAUAGAAAGUUUUAAAGGAACAGUUCUGCUUUUUUCCAUACAAUGAAAGUGAUUUGGGACUGGGGUUGUCAAUGACAUUUGGUCACUAGACACACAUGACCAAUAACAAUUGAUGUCAAACCUUUUAACAAUUAACAACAGCUUAAAUUUGGGUCUGUUGGGCAGACAAAGUUAUCAUGAGGCUUUAGAAGACUUGGAUACUUUAGGGUGCUUUUGGUUUAUCUUAGAGCUUGAUUGUCCAAGUCCCCAUUCACUUUCAUUGUAUGGAAAAGAACAGCCAGAAUAUUUUUCAAAGAUUCACCUUCUGUGUUCCACGGAAUAAAGUAAGUUACACAGGUUUAGAACGACACAAUUGUGAAUUUUCAUUUUUGGCUGAACUAUUCCUUUAAUGGUGACUAGCAGUGGAAACGUGCACAUUCACAAAGCAAUGGAGGAUUUCUUGGUGAAUAUAUGAAUUGGUAGACAGAUCGAUGGAUGGAUUGUAGGUACAGUUCCCCUAGAUGAAUUAACAACCCGUCCUCAUUCAUGAUUAUACAUUGAUCACAUUCACUGCCUGAUCUUCUGUCCUGUUGAACAUCAAAGACAAUUACUGAUUCUUGCUCAAUGUUUUUUUUGUUAUUACGACAUGACAAUCUUCUCACCUGUCAUUUAGUCUUAGCGGGGUUGUGGUCUUGUCUCUGCUUCUGAUAAAGGGAAUGUACGUCUGCAUGCUGCAUGGGAUGUGAGAUUAGCAUAUGUCAUUCUUAUGUGCAAUUUGACUGUCUUCAUGCAACUUGUCUUUUGCUAAAAUGGUGCAGUAUUAGACAAUCACUGUAAUAUUUGUUUGCAUAAGGCUUUUUGUGUUUUAAACUGUGAUUCCAUUUUAGUCUAUUUUUUACGUUUGCAUUCAAAAUUUAAUUAUUGCUUUUAUAUUGUUAGAUUGUUUUCAAAUGUUUCUGUCUUAUAUAUGUCACAUUAUGCAUCAUGUAAAGCUCAGUUCUAUGGAUAGUGAAAUGAAACCCAAAAAUGAAAAUUCGGCCAUCAUGUACUCAGUUACCCAUAUGACUUUUCUUGCAUGUAACGCAAAGGGAGAAUAAGCAAGGCUAUUUUUUUUUUCCCCCAAUUCAAUGAUAGUGAAUGUGUUUGAGGCUAUCAUUCUGCCUAACAGCUCCUUUUGUGUUAAUACGGGUCUUACGGGUUUGGAACAAACAACGUAAAUUAUGACAUUUUCAUUUUUGGGUGGUCUAACCCUUUUGAGUAAAAUGGCAAUUUGGAUUUAAAAAAAAAACAAUCAAUACAAUCUAAGGGAGUUUGGAAUGCUGCCAAAAUAGUGGCCCUCUUAAAAAUAAGUAGUCUCUGGUUACUGAACGACUCUUUGUCAUUUAUCAGAUCUACUCUCCAGCUAAACAAACGACGCUAAUGUAUUUGCCAUAUGUUUAUACUUCAUCAUCAGAAACCAUAUCAAGCAGGCAGAGGCUAUUUCAAAAUCAUACUGGUACUUAUCUACUACCAUGUGUUUGUUUUUGCGCUGCUCUGUCAUCAUUAAGCCAAGAUGUGCCUUUGUUACUUAGUUUUGAGCCAUUUUACUGAUUUGUUUUGAUUGAGAAAAUAAAAAGAUUAAUCUUAGACUGUAUAGACCGCCCGAUGGGGAGAAAUGUGAUUUUCUUUCUAAUAUUAUUGAUUGGUUUUUGGCAUCAUUUUUUUUUUCUCUACUGGGAUUAUUUUUAUGCAUUAGUAACUUGUUCUAUGUUUUAUGGAUCAUUGUGAUGUCUAAUAAACUAUAA